UUCACAUCAUAGCGCUUGGAGUAAUUUCGGUUAACGCGAUGCCUGUAACACCCUGUGUGAUUUUUUUCGGGGUGUUUAUGAAGAGGAUACACGGUGCGAUUCGGACGCGCGAGCGGAUGCAGUGUAUGCGUUUCAUUGGUGAACACAGGGAUCCCUUGUGAUGUCCUCCCCCUCUCCCUCUCGUGCGCGCGCGCGCUGUCUGCGAGUGCGUUAGCGUUAAUGGCUCCUCCUGCGCGAGAGAGAGACACCGAGCUCCAGCACCGAGCAGCACAGGGGGAGCUGUCCCAACACCCCGAAAAAAAAAAUAACUAGCUCUCCGUCAGCGAAAUUUGAAGUGUUUACGCAUUUGACUUGGUUGAUAUUAAUCCGAGGACCCCCAUGUUAACGACGGAAGAGGAACGUUAGAGGAAAAGCGUUGUGAGUUUUUGAAACAAACAAAAAAAAAAAUCAACUCGCCAAAUGAACUCCGUCAGAGCGACCAACAGAAGACCCAGGCGAGUAUCGAGGCCGCGCCCGGUGCAGCCCGAGAGGAACAACGGCGAGAGAGGUACCAAAUGUGCAGUAGGGAGGAACAGACUGUAGACUGCUCAGGUGAUCAGUACACCAGGUACUGCAUGUGCAUUCAAGCACAGACGUGAUGCACAGGUAGGGAUGCUGCAGUAUAGGUUAGUAUAUAAUGGGAACAAAAAAAAACUUCACAUUGACUUGCUUUUAUAGGGUCAAGGAAGAAUUUGAAGUUGCACAAUCCACAAAUAACUUACUUAAUUUUGUAUUAUUUUAAAUAUUUCUUUUAUGAUUUUUGAUAGGACUAGAUGCGGAACAUUUGAGUUUGCCACCGUCGAUGAAGUGACGCAAUUCCCUGGCCCUUUGCAUUUAGACCAGUGGUUUUUGUUCUGUGCCUCGGAUGAUUUUCCUGCAAAUGAGGACGUCCCUGCAGAUAUGGUUGCAGAAGAAUCUGGUCCAGGAGCUCAAAACAGUCCAUAUCAACUCCGCAGAAAGUCCUUGUUGCCUAAAAGAACCGCGUGUCCCACAAAAAGCAGUAUGGAGGGAGCCUCCACUUCAGCAACAGAAACCUUUGGUCACAGAGCAAAACGUGCCCGAGUGUCAGGGAAGUCCCAAGACCUUCCAGCUUCACCUGCAGAACAGUAUCUCCAAGAAAAGCUUCCAGAUGAGGUGGUCCUGAAGAUUUUUUCCUACCUUCUGGAGCAAGACCUGUGCCAGGCUGCUUGUGUCUGCAAGCGCUUUAGUGAGCUAGCUAACGACCCUAUUUUGUGGAAGAGAUUGUACAUGGAGGUGUUUGAGUACACACGACCCAUGAUGCACCCAGAACCAGGGAAAUUCUACCAGAUAAACCCUGAAGAGUAUGAGCAGCCAAAUCCAUGGAAGGAAAGCUUUCAGCAACUGUAUAAGGGAGCACACGUAAAGCCUGGCUUUGCAGAACAUUUCUACAGCAAUCCAGCCAGAUACAAAGGCAGAGAGAAUAUGCUGUACUAUGACACCAUUGAGGAUGCGUUGGGCGGAGUUCAGGAGGCCCACUUUGACGGGCUUAUAUUCGUUCAUUCUGGAAUCUACACAGACGAAUGGAUCUACAUCGAGUCACCCAUUACGAUGAUCGGUGCAGCUCCUGGAAAAGUAGCUGAUAAAGUUGUCAUUGAGAACACUAGAGAUUCAACAUUUGUGUUUAUGGAAGGUUCUGAAGAUGCAUAUGUAGGUUAUAUGACCAUUAGGUUUAACCCUGAUGAUAAAUCAGCUCAGCAUCACAAUGCACACCACUGCCUGGAGAUCACCGUAAACUGCAGCCCGAAUAUUGACCACUGUAUUAUCCGCAGCACUUGCACAGUGGGGUCUGCUGUGUGUGUAAGUGGGCAAGGUGCGUGUCCUACCAUUAAACACUGCAACAUCAGUGACUGUGAAAAUGUGGGGCUCUACAUCACUGAUCAUGCACAGGGCAUUUAUGAAGAUAAUGAAAUCUCCAACAAUGCAUUAGCGGGGAUCUGGGUGAAAAACCAUGGCAACCCCAUCAUCAGGAGGAACCAUAUCCAUCAUGGCAGAGAUGUUGGCGUGUUCACGUUUGACCAUGGCAUGGGCUACUUUGAAAGCUGCAACAUCCACAGGAACAGAAUUGCAGGUUUUGAGGUAAAGGCGUAUGCCAACCCCACAGUGGUGCGCUGCGAGAUUCACCACGGUCAAACAGGAGGCAUCUACGUCCACGAGAAGGGCCGGGGCCAGUUCAUAGAGAAUAAGAUCUACGCUAAUAACUUUGCUGGUGUGUGGAUCACGUCAAACAGUGAUCCCACCAUUAGAGGUAAUGCCAUCUUCAAUGGAAACCAAGGGGGCGUUUACAUAUUUGGGGAUGGCAGAGGUCUUAUAGAGGGCAAUGAUAUUUAUGGAAACGCCCUGGCUGGCAUUCAGAUCCGAACCAACAGCUGCCCUAUAGUCAGACACAACAAGAUACAUGAUGGACAGCAUGGAGGAAUCUAUGUGCACGAGAAGGGCCAGGGUGUUAUUGAGGAGAAUGAAGUGUACAGCAACACUUUGGCAGGAGUCUGGGUGACCACAGGGAGCACGCCGGUGCUCAGGCGGAACAGGAUACACAGUGGCAAACAGGUUGGAGUGUAUUUCUACGAUAAUGGUCAUGGAGUAUUGGAAGAUAAUGAUAUCUACAACCACAUGUACUCUGGGGUACAAAUCAGAACUGGAAGCAACCCCAAGAUUAGAAGAAACAAAAUCUGGGGAGGGCAGAAUGGAGGCAUUCUUGUUUACAACUCUGGGUUGGGCUUCAUUGAGGACAAUGAGAUAUUUGACAAUGCCAUGGCAGGAGUAUGGAUCAAGACCGACAGCAACCCCACCCUACGCAGGAACAAGAUCCACGAUGGACGGGAUGGUGGUAUCUGCAUAUUUAACGGAGGAAGGGGCUUGUUGGAGGAAAAUGACAUCUUCAGAAAUGCCCAGGCUGGUGUCCUCAUCAGCACCAACAGUCACCCAGUGCUGAGAAAGAACCGAAUAUUUGAUGGUUUUGCCGCAGGUAUCGAGAUAACAAACCAUGCUACAGCAACUUUAGAAGGCAAUCAGAUAUUCAAUAACAGAUUUGGAGGGCUGUUUCUUGCCUCUGGAGUCAACGUCACAAUGAAAGACAACAAAAUAAUGAACAAUCAGGAUGCCAUAGAGAAAGCUGUGAGCAGAGGUCAGUGCCUGUACAAGAUUUCCAGUUACACCAGCUAUCCCAUGCACGAUUUUUACAGGUGCCAUACCUGUAACACAACGGACAGAAAUGCAAUCUGUGUGAACUGUAUUAAGAAGUGCCAUCAAGGCCACGAUGUCGAGUUUAUACGACAUGAUAGGUUUUUCUGUGACUGUGGUGCGGGAACGCUGUCAAACCCUUGCACAUUAGCUGGAGAGCCGACACAUGACACGGACACUCUGUACGACUCGGCACCUCCUAUAGAGUCUAACACAUUACAACACAACUGAGGCUCGGCCUGUUCUCCAUCUCAGCACCCUGGUCUUUAAUUUAUCCUGUCUACAACGUAAGAGCUUCUAUAACUUUGGUGUUAGAAAGACUCUACAUACAAAGGGACAGGACAACAAACUUUUUAGACUUGAAUAAAUUGUUGUAUGCUAAAGGAAACCAUUUUGAGUGGAGACAUGGGACUCCGUUGGAUCUCUGCCUGUUUGCUGGAUAGAGAUGCGUCUAUAUUGCUAAAAGGGUUCUGAUGCAAGCGGAUGCGAGAGAUUUUCCCCGUUCAUUUUCAGUUGGCUCUCAAUCUGCAAAGAUGUAAUAGUUGACUAAAGCUUUGGAAGAGUUAAGAGCUGCACAGAGAAGCAAUAUGUUGACUCAGGAUUCUGGAGAUUAAGAGAAGAGAUAACAUUGGCAUCAAAUUUCAGCAGAAGAGCGAUGGAAACGUCCAAACCGAUAAGCCUGUGCAGUCUCUGAUGUGUGCAGGUUCAGGUUCUUUUGCAGUUUUGUACAGAUGUAACAGUGGCCAGAAACCCACAGCCAUCACCCCUCCCCCAGAGACGCUGCCUGGAUAAGAGGGAGAGCCAUGAUGACAUGGCUUCCUUGGCAACUGUUUCUAGGUAACAGAUUUGCUGGUUAUAUGUAUGGUAUAAAAAUUGAAAAAAAUGUGGUUAGCACUUGCUUCGUCUUUUUUUUUUCCUCCUUUUUUUUUUUUUUAACGGUAAUGUUAUUCUGAUCAACAAAUAUGAUUUUAAUGCUUUCCCAUGUAGUUUUGUAUUUUCAAGCAAAAAUCUUACAGUAUUUGAAUGUCUUUUAUUUUAUUAUAUAUUAUAAUUAUUGUUAUUAAUAUUUUCGUUAGCGCAUGUUAGGCUUGUAAUCAUACUGUGUCUCAGCAUAUAAAUUCUUUCUGUGAAAGAGGAAUAGUGAAAAGAAAAAAAAAAAGAUUUGGAAAACACUACAAUGUCCUCCAGCUAUGGUUUUCGAUAGGCAAGGUAUGAAGCAAUGUGUUUUUUUGUUUUGUUUUUUUCCCCUCCUCUGGGGUUUUAAUUUUUUUUCUGGCUGUGUCUCUUAUAAGCCUGUAUGUGGUCUCAGUGUUUGCUUCAUCUUUCACUGCCAUUAGGUAUACAGGGCCAUUUACCCUGUUUUUUUUUUUUUUUUUUUUUUUUUUAAACUCGGUGUCUGAUGUCUGCCUAAACAUUUGGAAACAUAAUUUCUAACCAGACUUUAAAGUGCUAAUAAGGUCCCAAAGUCAAUGGAAGUGUUUGUAAACACUGGAACAUUUAUUAACGAUUAUGUGAAGUCAUGCUUCACUUAUGCUUUUUUUUUUAUUCUUGUCCAAAGAAUUAAUCUCAUGGACAGUGAUGAAUAUUUUUCCCAGUUUUAUUAGAAUAUAUGGUUUCUUUUUGGCCCUUGGCCGCUUUAUGUGCCUGUUUUUGAGUGAUGAAUAUAAUUGAAAAGCAUUGCUGGAGUUUGCCAUGUUUUAAGGCCCUGGCCUCUUCGAAGCUGAAACACAAGUCUCUACAGCCUCAUUGUCUUUUUGCCCCUCUCUUCAUCAUCCCCAUCUCUGUGUAAUGUGGUGACUGUGGCUUCUCAUGCCGCCGCAAUUGUAUGCAUGUACCAUAACAUCUAGACUUAAUAUAUUGUGAAGUAUUCAAUAACCAUUAUGUAGAUGCUAGUGUGAAUUCAAAAAGGGUUUAAUUUCCUAGAAAACAAAAGAAAAAGGAAACUGGUCAUUUUUAAGAAAAUAAACUUUAUUAGAUCAAA
This is a messenger RNA of Clarias gariepinus (North African catfish), 5221 nucleotides long. It is a transcript of the gene fbxo11b, whose product is annotated as F-box protein 11b. NCBI's taxonomy places the organism in Eukaryota, Metazoa, Chordata, Actinopteri, Siluriformes, Clariidae. Gene Ontology annotation, molecular function: zinc ion binding; protein binding. The coding region runs from base 793 to 3471 and encodes 892 amino acids. Gene Ontology annotation, biological process: protein ubiquitination; regulation of apoptotic process; ubiquitin-dependent protein catabolic process. The record is from RefSeq and is a predicted model, not a curated record. The transcript has 23 exons.